AUGAAAUCUAAGUGUAAUCCUCAAGAUAAAAAACUGACGGUAAUAAUCAAUGACAAUAAUUAGAAUAUUUCUUUUGAUUUGAAUUCAAAUAACAAACCAAAAUAUUAUAUAUCGAACACAACAUGUCACAAAGAUAAUUAAAAGUUUUUUAAUUGCAGCAAUAUGUCACCUAUGGUUGUUGAAACAUCUACUCCGAGAAAAAGACUUGUCUCUGGCAAAAGAGUUAGUAUUCUUAAUUCUAAUUUAGACUCAGCAAAAGGCAAACUGUUCUCAUAAUAACUCAAACAAUAAAAUUUAAAAUAGAUAGAAAAAAUCAUCAUCCAAUUAGAGAACUAAUUUAACUGUUAAGACUGGAUCAUCAAUUGAAGCACUGAAAGAAUUAAUGGGAAAAAGUAAAUGUUUAAAAUAAGUAGGUUACUUCAAAUAACUAUUACAAAUAAAUACAGAUAAAUUUAAGAAUGCAAAAGAAAUAUAAUUCAUAGAAACAAAAAAGAGUAACUCAAGUGAAUUUGGAUUUGACAAUAGAUUCAAUAAGCAUCUCUAGUAAUUAAAUCAAUAGGGUGUUAAAACAACUACUAAUAAAUCAGUAUCCAAAGACAGAACCUCAUUAUAAGUAACAACAAAUCAUUGAUCAAUAGAAAGUGUUCUCAAAGAUAAUGGAUUAAGAAAAAUCUACGUCACCUAUCAAAAAGGUUGAUUGGUCCAAAAUCAAAUUGCCCUUAACUCCUAAAGACUGCAUAUAACAAUUUGGAUAAUACUUGAGUGAAUUUGAGAAACAAGAGAUUCAUGGAUUUAGUAGAGUAUGUAUAUAUUUAUGAAUUUUAGAUUUAUUGUAUAGGAUUGAAGGCUAAAAAAAUAGAUUAGAAAUAAUCAAACUACAACGAUGGUUUUGAUGAUUCAAAAGGUGAGUAUUUGUAUUCUCUUAAUGAUCAUAUUGGAUACAGAUAUGAGAUAUUGGAAAUAGUUGGAAAAGGUAGUUUUGGAUAGGCAUUCAAAGUUUUUGAUCAUAAAAGAUAAUAAGUGCAAUGCUUAAAAAUUAUAAGAAAUAAGAAGAAAUUCACAAACUAAGCUUUAGUAGAAUUAAAUAUAUUAACCUAUGUAAAAGAGAAAGAUGAAGAGAACGUAACAAAUAUUGUAAAAAUAAAAGAUUUUGUAAUUUUUAGAAAUCACGUGGUAUGUAUAUUCACAAUUAUGUUUAGUGCAUUUCUUUUGAAUUCUUAUCUAUAAAUUUGUAUCAAUUGAUAAAGAACAAUAACUUUUAGAGUUUAUCUUUAGAACUCAUAAGAAGAUUUGCAAUUUAAAUUCUGAAUGCAUUGAACUUCUUAAGCAAGCAUAAAAUCAUCCAUUGUGACUUAAAGCCUGAGAACAUUUUAUUAAAGCAAUCAAACAAAAGUGGGAUUAAAAUCAUAGACUUUGGAAGUAGUUGCUUCGAAAACUAAAAGAUUUACUCCUAUAUUUAGUCCAGGUAUUAUAGAGCACCUGAAGUAAUGUUUGGUAUCCCCUAUGAUACAAGCAUAGAUAUGUGGAGUUUUGGAUGCAUAAUGGCAGAACUAUAUUUGGGAUUCCCAAUAUUUCCAGGAGAUGAUGAAUAAGAAUAAAUUGCAUACAUACUAGAAAUCCUGGGUAUGCCAGAUAUUGAAUUGCUAUAAGUAAAUAGAUUUGAAUAUUUGAGAUUGCGUAAAGAAGAAAAGUUUUCUUUGCUGACUCUCCGCCUUUUUAGCCUUUGAGUAUGUAAAAUAAAAGUGGGAAAUUGAAGAUACCUGGGAGUAAGACAUUGUAAGAGGUGUUAAAAUGCAACGACCAUAAUUUUAUUGAUUUCUUAAAAUAAUGUCUAGUGUGGAAUCCCAAAAACAGAAUCAGUCCUAUUGAUGCCCUUAUGCAUGUGUGGAUCCUUGAAGGACUACCUAGUCAAAUAAGAGCGUAGCAUGUGUAAUAUUUAGAAAGUUAAUAACAAUAUCUUGAGUUUAAUGAUGGAAAAUAGGAAACCAAUUUAAAAUAGGGUCAAUAGGGACAAUAAAAAUUACAGAACCAUCACAUUUCAGAACCAGAAAUGAAUUAAGAGAAUAAAGUAGUAAAAACUUAUAAUACAUUCUUUAGAAACCCAAUCAGAUUAGAUCAUUUUCAAGGGAGAAAGAACUAUUGAUCAAUGUUUCAUAGAAUCCUACUCCGAAUAAUAAGAAAAUCUCUUAAUCUUUUCAUUCUAGUAAAAACAGCAAUAAACAGCAAAUGAAUUUCAUUUAGCAAUUACCAGGAACUACAAAAUAUGCUAACAAGAAAACUCAUUAUUUUUAUUGA
This is a messenger RNA of Paramecium octaurelia, 2295 nucleotides long. NCBI's taxonomy places the organism in Eukaryota, Ciliophora, Oligohymenophorea, Peniculida, Parameciidae. The record is from the annotation of a GenBank genome assembly.